Messenger RNA from Sipha flava (yellow sugarcane aphid), 2431 nucleotides. RefSeq names its product RNA polymerase II elongation factor Ell (gene Su(Tpl)). NCBI's taxonomy places the organism in Eukaryota, Metazoa, Arthropoda, Insecta, Hemiptera, Aphididae. Bases 381 to 2039 code for a protein of 552 amino acids. Gene Ontology annotation, molecular function: cis-regulatory region sequence-specific DNA binding. The record is from RefSeq and is a predicted model, not a curated record. The transcript has 9 exons. Gene Ontology annotation, biological process: positive regulation of transcription elongation by RNA polymerase II; snRNA transcription by RNA polymerase II; transcription elongation by RNA polymerase II. Gene Ontology annotation, cellular component: transcription elongation factor complex.
GACAGCAAUUGUGCUGCGUAAUCACACGGGAAAACGGUGUUGCGUGAGCGGGCGGCGGCAACAGUAGCUAACAGCUGCUAAUGUCGCGGCGUCUUAGACGCAAUCGCUGCUGCCGUCGUCGUAGACUUUAUACGUUAGUGACGUCACUACUGCGUGAGGCCUAGGUGUGCGUAUCAGCUAGACGUUACCGUAAGCACCUGGUAUCUUGUACCAUUUACCAUCUAAUGAAAUAGCAGUCUCGUAAUCUUUUUCCUAUGCUCGUAUACGUCCGCGACCAUCGCUAUUGCAUUAUGAUUCGUUUGUAACGAGAAUUAAAAAAUUUCCCUUCGACAUCAAAACUACGUGCUAUCAAACUGCAGUUACCACGACGAUUUGCCGCGAUGUCCGCUCUGGCUGCUGGGGUGCAAUAUAGUUUAUCGUCGAACCAGAACAAUGGCCUUAUGCCCAAGCAAAGGACGAGCAAAAACAAAACUCUGUUCUUCGUCAAGCUCACCGAUUCCUGUCUGAAAGCUGUCGAGGACUACUUGAGAUGCUGUCAACAGGGUAACUCAGAAAAUCUUCCUAAGCCUAGAAUACAAUUUAAGGGCAAUGAAGGCCAAUUAUGCGUACCUAGCAUAUCAAAAAAUUAUACUUUUGACUUUAGUUUAUCCAAUACAACCGAUGUUGCUGGUCCUCGAAGUAGUUUUGAAUGUAUUCGUCAAAAUACUUCUAGAUCAUUAGAAUAUGUUGGUACUUUAAAUAGACGUAUCCGAGUACUUGCAAAUGAUGAUGUGUAUGAAGCUACCAGACAUAGGAUGGUUGCUGUUGAAGAAUUACAUAAGAAGUCAUGUACACGGGAAAUCGAACUUGAUAGUAAAUCGGCUCUUGGUCGUAAGAUCCGAAAAAAUCCUGCUCAAAUUAGAGCUAGCCGUCAUAACAAUAAUACUUAUAAUAAUGUUAAUAAUGUUAGUAAUGUCAAUCAUGUUAAUAAUGUUAAUAAUGUUAAUCAUGUUAAUAAUGUUAAUCAUGUUAAUAAUGUUAAUCAUGUUAAUAAUAUUAAUAUUAUAAAUAACGUUCCAAAACCUAUAAUUUCCAAACCAAUACCCCCACAUAUUCCAUCACCUGUCAAUCAUACAUCAGAUAUUAGCAAAAAACCAUUACGGGAUAGAAUUAUUCAUCUUUUAGCAUUAAGGCCGUACAAGAAACCGGAAUUAAUUAGUAUAUUAAAUAGAGAUGGUUUGAAAGAUAAAGAUAGAACACAAAUUAUGUCAAUACUUAGUCAAGUAGCUCAAGCUAAAGAUAAUGUAUAUUAUUUAUUGAGGCAUAUUUGGAAUGAUGUUCAAGAAGACUGGCCAUUUUAUAGCAGUCAGGAUCACAUAAUAUUAAAACGACGGAAGCCUCAAAAUUUAACACCUCCUGGAUUAAGUGAUACUGGAAGUUCUGGUAGUAGUGAACAGUCACCAAGUAGCACUGUUCCCAGCAGUCCUCCUAAUAAUGUACAUGGUAACAAAAGACCGGGUUACUACAACGGUGCUGAUGGUUUUCAAACCAAAAGAAUGCGUAUAUCUCAUUUUAAACAUCCUGCACCUGAGAAAAAAUUAUCAUCAAAUAGUCCUCCACCAAUUGUUUCUAGUACUCAGUCGAUAAUACGAUCACCUAAUCAUGCACCUUCUCAAACCAACCCAAUACCAAAAUAUAUUCAGGAUUUUGUACGAAUAACAAAUAAAGAGCAAAAGAAGCAAUAUAAAUCAGAAUUUAUGAAAUGUCAUAAAGAAUAUAAACACUUGGCUGAAAUUAUGGAUCCUGUUAGAAAUAAAUUUGCAACAUUAAAAGAUCGCAUGUUACUUUAUCCUAAGGGCUCAAAUGAGUAUAAGAUUUUAGAAAAACAAAUUUUACAAGAAUAUAAUGAAAGAAAACAUGAUGACAAAUACCAAGCAGCCAAAACGCGAUUUGAUUAUCUUCAUAAUAAAUUGUCUCAUAUUAAAGAUCUGGUGCAUGACUAUGAUAAACACAAUCCAGUGUUAAUUAGAACUGCAAAACCAGAUUCUUCUUGCCUAUGAGCAAUCAAUUAUAAUUUUUUUUCUAUUUCUUUUAAAAUACAAUGUAUAAUUAUUCUAAAUGAUAAUUUUUAUAAAACCCAAAAUAGUUCCAUAGCACAAAUGAGAUAAAAAUAUCAGUGACUAAUCACUUAAUGGUUCGCUCAAUGUUUAAUAGUCAGUGCAUUUAUAAUUUUUUACUGUCCUUACAUUGGUUACCGGCUCUAAGUAAUAAGAGCUUAUUGAUAACUUUAAAUGAUUUGUUGUUUUUUUUGGGAUUUGGUAUUCAAAUUUAAGAUCUAUUGCAAUACCCUGAAGAUAUGAUUGUGUUAAAACUUAGCCAGAAAUAUUUAUUUUAUUUUAUUUUUGUUUGUAUUAAAGUUUAACACUAAAGAUCAAAAUUGUUUAUCACACAA